This is a messenger RNA of Lineus longissimus, 1370 nucleotides long. RefSeq names its product chromosome transmission fidelity protein 8 homolog. Gene Ontology annotation, cellular component: Ctf18 RFC-like complex. The coding region runs from base 86 to 457 and encodes 123 amino acids. The record is from RefSeq and is a predicted model, not a curated record. Gene Ontology annotation, biological process: mitotic sister chromatid cohesion. Lineage: Eukaryota; Metazoa; Nemertea; Pilidiophora; Heteronemertea; Lineidae. The transcript has 3 exons.
CGAAAAUAGACAUAAACAAUUGUUUUGUGGCCGUAUCUGUGAUUAUAUUACCGUAGAGUUCGUUCAUUACAAUUGCAAUAAAACAAUGGUACAAUUAAUAAUUCAAAUACCCAGCGUUGAGUUGGGCUCCUCCCCUGAGUGGGCUGUUGUUGAACUUCAAGGUGAUCUAGAGACAAGACAUGGUGAUGACCUGUCUGGUAAACCCAUUGGAAAUCUUCACUUCACACACAAGGGUAUUCCUGUUCUUAUAAUCGGACACCAUAUUCUCUAUGGAAAAGUUGUGAAACUUGAAAAACCUUUUGCCGUUAUUGAAAAGUUUGACAAGACUAAUCAUAUGGACACGGAUGCAGAUGAAGUUAAUCGGAUGAGUUACGAUGUCAAGGCUUUUGUCUAUCGUAAACUCUUCUUUAAGACGCGGCCAAAACCAAUAAUUGCAAAUGUGCCAAAGAAAAUAUGAGGAAAUUAUUGUGUUGUGCUGUGUGUUGUCAAUGUUUUUUUGACUGAACGUUCAAACGUAGCAGGCUGCUGAAACCUGGUUUGUCAUUCGGGAUAAUAACGGAUGCUUGCAAGUUUUUGAACUUGGUGUAAAGGGACAUCACAUCAGGUAAAGUCUUAUCUCAAUGUGAGACCCCUAUCUCAAUGGAGACCCCUAUCCCAUCGGGUGAAUGUAGCACUUGAUGCAGAUAGUGGCAUUGGCAAAGAUGCUGAAGUAUUUUGGCACAAGGUUAGUUCAUCACGUGAACAAUUUGUUCUCAAAGAAACUUGAUGAGUUGUCCUUCAUGUACCGGUACAUGUGGAUGAAUCGUGGCAGGAGAUGAUUGUCAAGUGGGUCUUUUAUUGUCCCUCAUCUUUUUUCUUCCAAAUCCAAGAAAGAGAACUUACCAAAAUUUGUAAACUUUGCAUUGUGAAUACAUUGGAUAAAUUAUUGCCAGAAUUAUGCCAUUUCAUUCUCCGAUGAGGUUAGGAUAAAUUCUGUGGUUUUGAGCGUAAUGACUCCACCAUUACGCACUUCCAAUAUCUGGGUUGGCACAUGGGAGACUGCUGCUGUCCUACUGUAUUCAAUUUGUACAUAUGUACACAGGUUAUAAUCAAAAUGCAUUUACAUACUUGUGUUUACUAAGGAUAAAUACAAAAUGCCAACAGAUAUAUUCAGGAUGUAGUAUUUGUUUGUCAUUGUUGACAAAUGUUUAAUAUUCUCGAGUUGUAAACAAUACUAAUCCUAUAAUCUUGAUGUAGUCAUACGUGUAAUACAAUGUGUUCUUGUGUGAUGAUGUCUUUGGGAAAGAGUUUCACUUUCAACACGGGUAAAACAAUAAAUUUUCAAAAACACCAUCAAUAUCCAUAUUUGUGCUGUUAUUUUUGAUUCAAGA